Molecule: messenger RNA, 2334 nt
Organism: Pistacia vera
Lineage: Eukaryota; Viridiplantae; Streptophyta; Magnoliopsida; Sapindales; Anacardiaceae
Product: U-box domain-containing protein 19-like
Exons: 1
Coding region: 38-2095 (685 amino acids)
Biological process (GO): protein ubiquitination
Cellular component (GO): cytoplasm; nucleus
Molecular function (GO): protein binding; ubiquitin-protein transferase activity
Source: RefSeq, a predicted model, not a curated record
UAAAAACACUCGCUCUGUUUUUUUUGUUUCCUCUGCAAUGAUUAAAAAGUCAGAUCAACUCAAUCGCCGGAUUUUGUCGUUUCCAGCGGUUCACCCUUGCGAGAGAAUUUCUCCGGCGAUCCUUCUCGGUUCUUUAAUAACUCUCUCUCACACCUUAUGCAAUUACCAGUCUAAGUUAUUUGCAACUCAACGAAGAAAUGCCCGUGAAACUAUUCGCAUGAUAGGAAUUCUUUUGAUAUUCUUCGAGGAGAUUCGGGACCGUGGAUGGAGUCUUCCGGAUUCAGUUGGUCUUUGCUUCACUGAGCUUCACCUUACCUUUCAAAAAGUUCAAUUCUUGAUGGAAGAUUGCACGAGAGAAGGCGCUAAGCUCUGGAUUCUGAUGAAGUCUCAGUUCAUUGCUGCUCAAUUUCGUGUAUUAAUUCGGGCAAUCUCUACGGCCCUGGAUAUUUUACCACUGAAUUUAAUAGAUGUUUGUGGCGAAGUGAAGGAAUUAGUCGAGUUGGUAGCCAAGCAGGCGAGGAAGGCAAAAUUUGAGCUUGACCAAGAUGAUGAACGAGCCAUGAAACGAGUUCUUACAAUAUUGAAAUAUUUUGAGAAGGGCAUUCAGCCUGAUUUGGAGUUUGUGAAGUGGGUUCUUGAUUAUCUUGAUAUUAGAAGCUGGAGUGAUUGUCACAAGGAAAUCAAGUUCUUGGAAGAAAUUAUAGCUACGCAAAGCUCUGUUUUUGAAGAGAGGGAGGUCCCGUUUUUAAGUAGUUUAGAGGGGUUCAUGAGCUAUUGUAGAGUAGUUAUUUUCGAUACUGUAGAUUACCGAAACCAUGAUCAAACUGAAGUCAGGUGCAAUUUGGAGACGCUUAGUUGCUUGAAUCCUGAGGACUUCCGGUGUCCCAUUUCACUCGAGUUAAUGACUGAUCCAGUGAUAGUAUCUACCGGACAGACUUAUGAUCGAUCUUCGAUUCAGAGGUGGCUCAAAGCAGGGAAUAUGAUGUGUCCCAAAACGGGGGAGAAACUAACAAACACAGAGUUGGUCCCCAAUACAGCUCUGAGAAAACUUAUUCAGCAGUUUUGUGCAGAUAACCGCAUUACGCUUGCUAAAACCGGUAGAGAAAGUCGUGACAUAACGAGGACGAUUCUUCCGGGUAGUCCUCCGGCCGCUGAAGCUAUGAAACUUCUAUCAAAAUUUCUUGCAAGAAGGCUUUUUUUGGGAACAAAUGAAGAGAAAAACAAGGCUACCUACGAAAUUCGUUUGUUGGCGAAAUCAAACAUUUUCAAUAGGUCUUGUUUGGUUGAAGCAGGCACAAUCCCACCUCUUUUAUCUCUUUUAUCUUCGUCCGAUCGGUCUGUACAACUAGAAGAGAAUGCAAUAGCUGCUUUAUUGAAGCUCUCAAAGCACACUAGUGGCAAGAAAGUGAUAGUUGAAUAUGGGGGACUGAAAGAGAUACUUGCAGUGCUCAAAUCAGGCCUAAGUUUGGAAGCACGGCAGAUAGCAGCUGCUACAUUGUUUUAUUUGUCUUCCGUCAAGGGGUAUAGAAAGUUGAUCGGAGAAACACCACAGGCGAUCCCAGGUCUUGUGGAGCUGAUCAAGGAUGGUACAAAUUGUGGAAAGAAGAAUGCAGUGGUUACAAUAUUCGGGCUGCUUUUGUAUCCUAGAAACCAUGAAAGAGUGCUCGCUUCUGGUACUGUUCAAGUGCUGGCUGAUAUUCUAGCUUCCUCAUAUAAAGCUGAACUUAUCACAGAUUCACUAGCAGUCAUUGCAGCUUUAGCUGAGAGUAUUGAAGGAACAUUCACAAUUCUUCAGACUUCAGCUUUGCCUGUAAUUGUGGGGCUAUUGCAAUCGUUAACAUCUCGAGCGGGGAAGGAGUAUUGUGUCUCGACACUACUGUCCUUGUGCAGCAAUGCCGGUGAAGAGGUGAUAGCAAUUUUAGCCAAGGACCCUUCACUGAUGCCUUCACUGUAUUCUCUCAUAACAGAUGGCUCAUCUCAUGCAAGCAAAAAGGCACGCUCGCUCAUCAAAAUUCUACAGAAAUUCCAUGAAACAAACUCUUCUGGUUUGAUGGGUUCUAGAGUUCGACAUGAACGACCACUUCAUGUCAGGUAGCUAAAUUAAUUGUUUUAGAAUUUAGAUCCAUUCUGCUGUAAAUACAUGUAUUAUACUAGAUGGUGCGUAGAUAUAUAUACUUUAUUGUUUUCCCUAUUUGAUGAUUAGCUCAGUUUUUUCAAGAGCUAAUUGUACCAUGUUAGUCUGCCUAGUAAAUGCAGAGACACACAAAACAUAUAUUUGUGGUUUGAUCAUUUUUCAAGUAAUAAAUAAAAAAGAUGUGUGAUAUAUGAAUUCAA